UCUGGCAAAUUAUGUCCUCAAAGUGAAAUUAAUCCAGUGUCAGAAUUCAAGCCAAUUAUGAUGAAGAUGGAAAAAGCUAGUCCUGCCAGCUAUCAUCUGCAACAGUUUGAUUUCUGCUCAUACAGAAAUCAGUCUCUUUCACAUUCAUGGCAAGAGAAAUUUCACAACAGAGGAUGCAGUUCUGUGGCCGUCAGGCCAUCGGUUAUAAAGACAGAGGAAGCUGUUUCCUAUUGUAUAACGGGAAAAGUAAGCCCUCCUUCAAAUUUCAAAAUCACCUCAAGAGAUCACCUCCCUGCAUUCCAACGAAGACCACUUCCAGAUUACUUUUUCUCCUGCGAUAUUUGUGGGAAGAAAUACAAAUAUAUGUCCAGUUUCUGGAAGCACAUCGAAGACCAUAAAAACUUUGUUGUUGAUGGAACAAUUUCAGAUCAUGGCUGGAAUCAAAUAACUGGAUUGCAGCUGACAGAAAAACAAGCUGAUAAUACUGAACAGUUGUUUGGAAAAGCUAUAAUUGACGACCAACAUUAUAAUUCUCAACCUGUAAGAGAUGACAACCAGCGAGUGCAGACUGCCAACAGUCAGUUCAGUAAUAACUGUCAAUUAUGUGGAGUGAUCUUUUCACGAAAGAGUGGCUUGGCAGACCAUAUUCAAUUUGUACAUGAAAGGUAUAAGCCUCAUGUAUGUACACUCUGUGAUCAGAAGUUUCGACGAUCAUCAGAACUCAAAAGACAUGUUGAACGGCGCCAUGACAUUUCCAAUCCCACAGCAGCAUCUCAUGAAAGAACAACCUGCGUGAAUGAAACAGCUAGAGGCAUGCCUGUGAGUGUCACGUCUCAUGAUGAAGUGAAAUUUGUGCAAGAUGCUAUCAAUCAGGUUAACACUGCCAGAAUUAUGACUGUGAGAAACAAAAAGGCAAUCAAAAGACCUAAGAGCAUGCACAAAUGCAGCCUUUGUGGGAACAAGUACUUAUAUUAUUCUACUCUUUGGAAACACAGGCUGAUGCAUGGAGGGAAAAGGAAACAUUUCUGUCUAUUGUGUGGAUCAGUCUUUUUCAAGUCAAUACAUCUUCAGGCCUUUAAGUUCAAGUGUCCUCACUGUGAAAAAGGUUUCAAUCGAACUAUUGAUGCUCAAAAGCUCAUCAUUAUUCGGCAUACAGAUUUGAAGAACUUCAUUUGUCGAAUUUGUAAUAGAAACACAGAGACGGCUUCUGCACUGCAGAAUCACAUCAAAAAGUAUCAUUCCCCUACCAGGACAGAUCCUCCAAAGUUGGCGUCAGAAGGAAAUUGCUUUGGCAGUCUUCAGCAUUGACUCUGGACCCCACUAACACUCAUGGCAUUAACUCAAACAUGGGCAAGAAAACCUACCAAUCACCACUUAACUGUUUUCCUUGAAUUGAUAAAUCCUCAUGUUCAACACACUUGUAGGAAGGAGAAGGUGAAAGAACACGAUGUACAGUAAGAGACUUCAAUGUUCAUGAUGUAACAUGGCUCAGCAGUACCACAAGUAGCUAAGCUGUCCAAGUCAUAAAGGGUAAAUCUGCCAGACUGGACCUCAUGGCAGGUGGAAAAGGGGACUAACAAGUAUUAAACACCUGCUCAGCCUUGUCCCCACCAAUCAACCCUGUUACAGAUUCAUCAGUCCAUGACAGUAUAUUGGUGGGAGUAACUCCUCGUGGAAGCUACGUCCCAUCUUCAGGCCAAAAAUACCCUUUGUUGUGGUGUGCAACAUUACUAAUACACAACAUGGGAUGAAAUCAGAAGAUAGAGUAGCUAAAAUUGGACACGUAAUAAGGCACUAUGGGCCAUCAGCAUCAUAAUUACAUUCAGCCACAAUCUGUAACCUCAUGGCCCAUCAAGCAAGGCGAUCAACCCUAGUUCAAAGAAGAAUGCAGGAAGGCAUGCCAGGAGCAUCACCAAGCAUACUUAAAAAUGAGGUGCCUUUCCUGUUGAAGUUACAGCACAGGACUACUUGCUGCCAGUUAGCAGAGACAACAUGCAACAGAGUCGAGCGAUCCUGCAAACAAUGGUGUAGUUCAAAGCUCUGCAGUCCGUCGAGUCCAGUUGUGAAUGGCAAGGAACAACUAACAGGAGGCAGAGUUUCCACAUAUACCACCACCCUGCGCAGUGGUGAGAAAAACUGAAGUAUUUGCAAUUACCUUUAGCCAGAAUGCAUCUCUCCCCACCCCUGAGGUCACUAGCAUUACAGUUGGCAGUCUUAGGCAGUUCAGUUCACUCUACAUGAUAAGGGGAAAUUGACUAAAUUAUCUUAGCGGUCAAAGCAUGAGGAAUUAAACUGGAUUGAAAUAUUGAUUAUGGGCCUGGCUGUGAAUACCAAUGCACCGUUCAAAAUUAGUCUUAAGAUCAAUUUAUCUUUUCAUCAAUAAUCUUGAUGCCUUUUCACCUCCUGUUUUAGUUAUUUUAAACAUUUUUUAAAAAUUAAAAGGUAUUUCAUGCUAAAACUAAAAUUUGAGCCAAAAUUGCAUUGAAAUGCAUCAGGGAUGAAAUUUACAUGCAGCUGUUCCAGCCAGUCUUCAUCCCAAACAUAUGUUUGCCUCUACAAGCAAGCAUUUGAGCAUGAUCCCUCUAAAGCCCUGUUUUUGGCAGGGAGGUUUAUUUGUUCACUACAGCUGACCAGUAAUACCUAACAAUUUUUCUCUAAAUUCCAAACUUAAAACAUUUCUGGUUACGUUGCUGAUCUCUCAUGAGCUUGACCUCUUCUCUCUCGAAGGUUUCUACGUUAAGUAGUUGGCUGCAUUUUCCCUUGGCUAUGCUACUCUUGUAGCUCAACAGUGUCUAAUCCGGUGGUUGUUGCUUUCAGUGAGGGAUCUCUUGUUUGCAAACUGUGUGGAUGUGGAUCAAAUCUGCUGCCUAGUCCUACCCAGAGACAAGUGAAAAUGAUCAAACGUGCACUAGUUCAACCUUUUUGUGGGUUUGAAGUUCUUAAAUAAUGCUCAUUCCUAAUUUGUUGAGAGAUCAGGGGCAGCUUGUACCCGUCUUUCCUAUUUAACCAGUUUUUCUUUUCUGGUUCCUAAUGCUGACUAAUCCUUCACUGGAUGACCAUUCCUAUUUACACAGGUCUCUUGCUACUCAAUUUUUGGAACAUCAAUCUUCUGAACGUUUGAGACGAGCCCAACUUUGUCCUUGACUUUGAAAGUGAAAAAAAAUCUGGAUCCAUUUCUAAAAUUGGGGCCAGUAUUACAAGAAAAGAACAUUUUCUCUACUCAGUCAUUAAUCACAAGCUAUUCCAACACUUCGGCUACUUAGCCUGGAGCACCCCCUUCACCGCCCCCACCCCACCAAAAGAAUACAAUAAAAGUGAGAAUAAAGUGCAAUCUGAAAUUUCUGCCAUUUAAAAUAAUGAAAAAAAGUAAUGGUAUCAGCAUUUUAUGUAACAAGUUUAUAAAUGUGCUCAUAAAUAUUAGCAGUUAUCAGUUGGUCCCAACUAGACUAAUUCAUUACCAAAACUGGCAGUUGCUGUAAUUUAAAAUUGAUAUUUCACAUAAUAAUUCACUCAUUUGGUUGUAUAGCAUUGUUCUCUAAGUUUUCAGUUUAGUUCAUUAUUGGUAUUAGAACCCAGUGAUUUUUUUAAUUCUCAAUUUCGGUUUGACACUAUGAAAUGGGAACUGUUAGCUGAAAACAACUUGUAGACUUUGAAACAGCUUGUGAUAAAAGGCGCAAAAAACAGACCAAACAAGGUUUCUUCGUUUGAGAGGACAGGUGUGGAGUCUAAUUGGAGGCUGAGCCUUGAUUAAAAGGAUUCCGACAAACAUAGUGAUGCCGGUCCAGCAUUGCAUUUAAACAGAUAGAGAUUAGCUAAUGACAAAGUCAGUACUUGAAAAUGUUUCCAGGAAAUCUGGAAGAGACACAAGGAGAUGGCGGUCAGGGUGGAACAAGUUUUUUUAAAAAAUGUUUUCAGAGGAAACAAUUGUAUCAGAGAUAAUAGGAACUGCAGAUGCUGGAGAAUCCGAGAUAACAAGAUGUAGAACUGGAUAAACACAGAAGGACAAACAGCGUCUUAGGACCAGGAAAGCUGAUGUUUCAGGCCUAGACAUCAAAUCAGAAAAGGGCUUUUUUUUUCAUAGAAGCAGGAAGUGCGGAGUUGGGGAACGAUGAGGUUGGAGAUGGUGGGUGGAAGGUCACCUGAGGUGAUGAGGUUGUGGAUGGUUUGGGAGAUGAUGGUGUCAUGAUCCAGGGGAUUGUGGGAGGUGGUGGUGGAGAGUUGGCGUCUGGCCUCAGCGAUGUAGAAGUCAGUGCGCCAUACUACAGCUACGCCUCCCUUGUCUGCGGGUUUUAUGGUGAGGUUGGGAUUGGAGUGGAGGGCUGCACUUUCAGCAAAGUGUGCAGAAGACACUGAAAGUCUGCAGAGGGAUGUAGAUAGUCUAAUUGAGUAGGCAAAUGUCUGGCACAUGGAGUACACUGUUGAUAAGUGUGAGGUCAUCCAUUUUAGUAGGAAUAACAGCAAAAUGGACUAUAUUUUAAACAGUAAAAAUUUGCAGCAUGCUGCUGUGCAGAGGGACUUGGGUGCCCUUGUGCAUGAAUCGCUACAAGUAGGAUUGCAAGCGCAGCAGGUAAUUAAAAAGACAAAUGGAAUUUUGUCUGCAGUUGCUAGAGGGAUGGAGUUUAAAAACAGGAUGCCAUGCUGCAGCUGUAGAGAGUCCUGGUGAGGCCACACCUGGAGCACUGUGUGCAGUUUUGGUCUCCUUACUUGAGAAGGGGUAUACUAGCACUGGAGGGGGUGCAGAGGAGAUUCACUCGGUUGAUUCCAGAAUUGAGAGUGUGUUGGAUUAUGAGGAGAGACUGAGUAGACUGGGCUUAUACUCUGAUAUCUGUGUCGGUGUCUUGAAUUUUCCAUUUUCACUGUUCCACCUUUAGUGGUCAAUCUUCUGGUUGCCUAAUCCUCAGCUUUGGUAUCUUCCCUAAGCAUGUCUGCCUCUGCCUGACUCCUCCUUAAAGCCUACCUCAUUGAACAAGCUUUUGGUCAUCUUUUCAUGUAUAGUUUCUUCAGUGAAGUAAGUACCUUUGGACAUGUUAUGAUGUUAAAGGCACUGUUGUAAAAUAGAGACUGUGCUGAAGCUAUCAGAUUGGCUUUGUUUUUGAACUCAAAACACAUAAAUGAUUUGUUACGACAAUUAUAGCUAUCAUUACUUCACAGAACUUAAUGAAUGAUGAAAAAUAAUACUUCAGUUAAAAGCUGUGCAGCAGAAUAUUCCAAAUCAUGUGAUUAGAAUACCAAGCUCUACAAACCUACAACAUUUUAUGUCGAAGACUUUUACUAUUCAUUAUGCACUUACGGAGGGAAGAAUAUUAAUUCCUUAUUAAUGUGUAAUAUGCUGAUAGUGUGGUAAAGCAGUUACAGAUUUGUGGACAGGUAUUAAAGUGUUUUGCUGACGAUCCAUAUUGCACAGCAUGGCAAACCUACAUUUCUGGACUAAGAUUAUAAAUACCUACUACCAUAAGAAAAAGGGAGGAUGGCAUCUGAAGACAAUAUAAAAAUUAAAAAUAUUUUGACAAUUUUCACAUUGAUUUUUAAAAAUUUUUUAAAAAAGGUGUUAAAAGUUUUCUUUUGUAUUUAAAGAUGAAAAAUGCUUGUUGUGUAAUAUUAGGAACAGAGUCUGGUCUUUUUUGUAUACCUGAAUACUGUUCAUGAAAAAAAAUAUUUUGGGCCUACGGCUCAUUAAUUUCAGAGGUAAAAUAAGAUAUAAGAACUUCAAAGUGGAGUUGAAAAGCUUAUAGAUUUCACUCUGCUCUCACCCUCAUCUGCUCCAUCUGACUCCUCCCUUCCCUCCUUGACAUUUGUUUCCAUUUCUAGGGAUAGAAUAUCCAGUAUAAAUUCAUUGACUCCCAGUGUUACCUGGACUAUACAACCUCACACUCUGUUUCUUGUAAAGACACUAUUCCAUCCUCGAGGUUCUUCUAGCUUUGUUGCAUUUGUUCUGAUGAUGAUGCCAGCUUUAAUGAGAGCCUAUGAACUAUUCACCUUCCUCAACCAAUGAUUCCCCAGCAUAGUUGUUUACAGGGCCCUCAGUUGGCUCUGAUCCAUCUCCUGCACUUCAGCCCACAACCCCUCUCCUAACAUUCCACCAUCAUCCACAUACAGAUCAUUAGCCACCAUUUCUGCCAGCGAGAUGCUGCCGCUGCCACUGCCACUGCCACCACCACACACAAUCCCCUCCCUUUUGUCAGUCUUCUGCAGGGACCAUUCCCUCUGGGCCACCCUGGUCCACUCUUCUUUCACUCCCAACACCACCCCCCUCCCGAUUAAAAAGCUUCACAGCACCUUCUGCUGCAAGCGUACAAGGUACAACACCUGUCCUUUUACUUGCUCCCUCCUCUGCAUCCAAGGGCCCAAACAUACCUUCUAAAUGAAACGGUGCUUUACUGGCACUUCAUGCAAUCUUGUCUACUGCAUUCGGUGCUCACAAUGUUGUCUCCUCUACACUAACCUGUUUCCUGGCCAAGGUCACUGUCUCAGGCUUGCUGUAGUGCUCUAGCAAAGCUCAGCACAAAUUGGAAGAACAGUACCUCAUUUUCAACCUAGGACCUUGCAGCCUUCUGGAUUCAAUAUCAAGUUCAAUAACUUUAGGGUCUGAGCUCUCCCAGGUCCUUAUCCCAAUCCCCACACACCAGGCCUUGGUACCACCCAUUGUUAGCUAUUACCAGUUAUUCAUGCUCCCAGCCAGAUCGUUAUCUACUUUAUCUGUGUAACUGCUCUUCUGUCUCUUUGGACUCCAUCCCCACCUGCUGUUUGCUCCAUAAAGUUUUAUUCACAUUAAAAAAAAUUCUCUCAGGGCAUACCCAAGUGUUUUGUAGUCAAAUUAAUUUCCUUUCAAGCAUUUUUAUUUAUCAAAUGCAUAACUCACUCACAGAGUUUUAGUAUUCUGUAUAUACAUUACUAGCAGAUUGAGUGAGUUUCUAGGGUAAGCUUCAAUUCAAGAACUAGUACCCAGCAUGCAUCCUUCCCUGGUCCCUUUACUGGGGAAACAGUUUGGUUUACUUACAAGUUUGCCGAUAUAUUUGAUUAGCAGAAUACAUUUUUAAACAAAGUACUUUGUAAGAAAGGGCAUUUAAUGGAUAUAAAAAUAAUCACAAACCAUUCUAUAAUGAAAUGGUAAUUUGAAAAACUAGUUCUACUGUUCUAACCGUAAAAUGUAAUAGACAAAAUAAACAGUGCUUAAAUUUUCAAUCUCCAUUCUGAUUUGUAUUUCAUUAGCCUAUUUUAGUCAUGUUCAAAAUGUUUUCAAUGUUAAAUCAGUAGUUCAUUUUAAUAUCCAAGAAAGCUCAAUGUAUCUUUUAGAUCAGGUUAUGUGCACACAGGCCCAAAAAUCACCUCUGAAAGAAACUGCCCACUAAUCGUGUACAUAAUCGAAGCAACUUUACCACUUUACAGCCUGUGAGCAAUUAGGAAAGUGACACCGAUUUACCUGAAGUCCAGCUACAGAGAAAUGGCACAAAAACAGUAACAGUAGCAACCUAUGAUUAAUAAUACACAAAAAUAGCACAGUUCUGAGGAAGGGUCACUGGACCCAAAACAUCAACUGAUUUUCUUUACAGAUGCUGCCAGACGUGCUGAGCUUUUCCAGCAACUUCUGCUUUUGUUGAUGAUUUACAGCAUCUGCAGUUCUUUUGCUUUUUUAAAAAAAUGUACUUACUGUACAUUCAAAAAGCUGGCCUGGUAACCUGCAUUUAGAGGGAUAAUACAACAUUAGUGAGGCAAGGAACAGGGAGCGGGUACAGCUUAACACGUGGCUGCGCAGCUGGUGUAAGAGGGAGGGCUUCAGAUAUGUAGAUAAUUGGGAUGCCUUCUGGAGAAGGUGGGACCUGUACAAGAAGGACGGGUUGCAUCUGAACUGGAAGGGGACCAACGUCCUGGGUGGAAGGUUUGCUCGAGUAGUUUGAGGGUUUAAACUAGUAUGGCAGGGGGGUGGGAACCUGAGCUGUAUGCCGGAGGUGAGAGUUGAUGCAGGUGAGGCAAUAGCAAGAGGUAGACCAGCUAGUGGGAAGGAUUUUCCUGGGAAGGAACCAAGGGAUCAGUUAAAGUGUGUUUGCUUUAACGCAAGGAGUAACAGGAAUAAAAGUGAUGAACUUAGAGCAUGGAUCAGUACCUGGUGCUAUGAUGUUGUGGCCAUAACAGAGACAUGGGUUUCUCAGGGGCAAGAAUGGUUGGUGGAUGUUCCAGGGUG
Molecule: messenger RNA, 8179 nt
Organism: Stegostoma tigrinum
Lineage: Eukaryota; Metazoa; Chordata; Chondrichthyes; Orectolobiformes; Stegostomatidae
Product: zinc finger protein 91-like
Exons: 13
Coding region: 58-1308 (416 amino acids)
Cellular component (GO): nucleus
Source: RefSeq, a predicted model, not a curated record